Messenger RNA from Diabrotica virgifera virgifera (western corn rootworm), 1398 nucleotides. It is a transcript of the gene Gmd, whose product is annotated as GDP-mannose 4,6 dehydratase. Gene Ontology annotation, molecular function: GDP-mannose 4,6-dehydratase activity. Lineage: Eukaryota; Metazoa; Arthropoda; Insecta; Coleoptera; Chrysomelidae. Gene Ontology annotation, biological process: GDP-mannose metabolic process. The transcript has 5 exons. The record is from RefSeq and is a predicted model, not a curated record. Bases 228 to 1298 code for a protein of 356 amino acids.
CUAACUUCAGAUCAGUCGGUAAUGUUUUUAUUUUGGUGGAGGUUAUGGAUGAGCCAUAAAGUAAAAGUACUCAUAAACAAUUAUUUAUCAAAGGAUAAAAAUUGUCAAUUUACACGUAAGCUUCUUCUACGUAAACACUUUCGUGUAUUUAUUACGAGGUUUCGUAUACAUGCGUGCCAUUCAAUUGUUAGUACCAUUACCAUUAGCAAUUGAUGUUUUAGUGAAAAAUGGCUAGUGGUGAAAUUAGGAAAGUUGCUCUUCUUACGGGAGUAAAUGGGCAGGAUGGUUCAUAUUUAUCAGAAUUCCUUCUAAACAAAGGCUACGAGGUACAUGGCAUUAUACGAAGAGCCAGUUCCUUCAACACCGGAAGAAUAGACCACCUCCACUCUGACCCCUACGCCCACAAAGGGGGCCGAUUUUUUCUGCAUUAUGGCGACAUGACCGACUCUAGUUGCUUGGUUAAGAUCAUCGGACAAAUCAAACCAACUGAAAUUUACAACCUAGCCGCUCAAAGCCACGUUAAAGUUUCAUUCGACUUGAGUGAAUACACUGCAGAGGUAGAUGCUGUUGGAACGUUAAGACUGUUGGACGCUAUUAGGACUUGUGGUUUGGAAAACUCGACCAAAUUCUAUCAGGCGUCUACUUCCGAGUUGUACGGAAAAGUUGUAGAGACUCCACAGAAUGAGAAGACGCCUUUUUAUCCUAGAUCUCCUUAUGCUGCAGCGAAGUUGUAUGCCUAUUGGAUAGUCGUAAACUACAGGGAGGCUUACAAUAUAUUCGCCUGCAAUGGGAUUUUAUUUAACCACGAAAGCCCCAGAAGAGGAGAAACAUUCGUGACUAGGAAAAUUACGAGAGAAGUUGCAAAAAUUCAUUUGGGACUCUCUGAGUAUAUAGAAUUAGGAAACUUGGAUUCGAAAAGAGAUUGGGGACAUGCCAGGGAUUAUGUAGAGGCAAUGUGGUUAAUGAUGCAAGAAGAAUCGCCAGAAGACUUCGUAAUAGCGUCCGGGGAAACACACAGCGUUAGAGAAUUUGUAGAAGCGGCAUUUAGACACGUAGGUAAUGAAAUUGUGUGGGAGGGUAAAGGAGUAGAUGAAGUAGGAAAAGAUAAAGAGACUGGGAAAAUUAGGAUUAAGAUCAAUUCCAAAUACUUCAGACCUACAGAAGUGGAUCUUCUAUUGGGAGACGCUUCUAAAGCUAAAGCAAAGUUUAACUGGGCACCCAAAGUGACAUUUUUAGAGCUAGUGAAAGAUAUGAUGGACUCCGAUUUGGAUUUAAUGAGAAAGAAUCCUAUGGCUUGAACAUGUACAUAUUUUAUUUUUACAUUCCUUUACUUGUUUUUCUUUUCUAUGUUUAUUCUUAUAUAUAUAUUUAAUACAGACUUACAAUAAAGGUCUUUAA